Molecule: messenger RNA, 6090 nt
Organism: Misgurnus anguillicaudatus (oriental weatherfish)
Lineage: Eukaryota; Metazoa; Chordata; Actinopteri; Cypriniformes; Cobitidae
Product: desmoglein-2.1
Biological process (GO): homophilic cell-cell adhesion
Cellular component (GO): plasma membrane; desmosome
Molecular function (GO): calcium ion binding
Source: RefSeq, a predicted model, not a curated record
UGUAUAUUUUGGAAUAUAUUUCAAAUUAUAUUUGAAAAUAUAUUUUUUGCCAUAUGGGCUGGGGUGGUACCUUUAAAAAAUGUACAUUUGUACCUAAAGGGUGCAUAUUAGUACCACAAAGGCACAAAUUGGUACCAAAUGUUUCCAUAUCUGUACCAAAAUUGUACAUAUUAUGUGACCUUUUUUAAGGGUACUGCCCCAGUGACAGCUUUUGUACCUUAUUUUCAGCAGUGUAGAAGAAAAUAAAGUAUUAUUGCAAAUUGUUCUCAUAAAUAGAUUGUACUCUAGUAAAACAUUUAAAUACUUUUUCUGAGACUAUAGGACAUUUAGUAAAUAGAAAUGAGCCUUAAAAAAAGAAAAUUAUAAACAAGAAGAGUGUAACAUUUGAAUUGUGCAUUACAUUAGUAAUGUAGCAUUACAUAGCCUACUAAACAGGUAAAAUAGUGAUGUAUUCUAGUGCACAAUAAAUUUGUGUAUUGAAUUGCAUAGUUAUGUACAUAAAAUAACUUAUAUCAAUUUAUUCUGUAUUCACACUUCACUGUCAUAAAAGCAAUAAAGAACAUGCUUUUGACCUGAGUGAUAUUUUAUCAUUGGCUCCAUCUAGUGGUGUGGAAUGAUCAUAUAUUUCGCAAGCUCUAUUUUGUAAGACUCUGAGGAAAACCUAACACAGGUUUCUCAAAGGUAAAGCUCUUUAAAUAUCUACUAAGCUGUCGAAAACCACUUUGCAUUUUAAAACAACAAAAUCCAAUCAAGUGACAUUGUACCACAAACACAACCACAGUAAGCGUUUCACAAAAACGACAGAAAUAUGACAAAAUGACAGAUUUCAAAUGACAAAACAAUACAUAUAACAUUCAAAAACAAAGUCAAUGUUUGCAAAUUAAACUUAAGUUACUAUUUUUUAUUUACUAUUUAUAUAUUUUAAUAUAAAUGUUUUAAGCAUGACAAAAGUCUCAUGUAAAUAAUUUGGACGCCAUUGAAUUCAUAUCCAACUCUGUUUUCUGAGAUACUUAUACGCCCAUGCAAACUUUUCUGAAUCACACAAUACCCUAAAGCCACUCACUAUUUGUUCAGUUAUUAUGGUUCAAAACUACUGGUUUUGCAUAUAAGGAGAGAAAAAGAGGUGUGGUAGGGGGCUCCUUCACAAAAGUAAGUUCUCACACCUGGGUGUGCACGAGAGAAAGUACUGUUUUACAAGCCCCUCCCAAACAGUAACUAGCCCCCAUUUUAACCCUCCACACGAAAACAGCUCUGCUCAAUAGGUCACGACCGUGAGAAAGAAAGGACAGAAAAUAGGAGAACUGGAUGAUUUAUUCAGCCGUUAAGCUCACAUGUCUCCAGUUUGGAUAGCAAGAAUAUGCUUGGUUCUGCUGGUUUGCAGGAUUGUGGCAUCAAGCACCAGGUCUAAGCGAAGGAAGCGCGAGUGGAUUCUUCCACCAACAAAACUGUUUGAAAAUGUUGACUACAGAAAAGAGGAGUUUGUGGCAAAAAUCCGGUCUGACAAAGAUCUUCACGCGCGGCAGCUGGAGUACAAACUUACAGGACAUGGUGCUGACAAGCCACCCUACAAUUUGUUUGUUAUCAAUCCUGAGACUGGCUUUGUUCGACUCACUGGCUUGCUAGACAGAGAGAAAACAGAUUUAUACAAUCUGACGGGCACAGCAACGUUUCAUAAUGGAACAAUAGCAGAGGACAAAAUUGAGCUGAAGAUUAAAGUUGAGGAUCAGAAUGACAAUCCACCAAUAUUCAGAUUACAAAAGGGCUCUGUAAAGGAAAGCAGCAAGAUUGGAACGCCUGUCAUGCAGAUAAAAGCAUUUGAUGCAGAUGAGCCAGGCACUAUCAAUUCCAAAAUAGCAUACAGUAUAGUACAACAAACACCUGCCGAAUCUGGUUUCUUGUUCACCAUUGACAAAGAAACUGGAAAAGUCUACGUGAAGGAAAAAACCUUGGAUCGAGAGAGACAUGACAGCUAUACGUUAGUAGUUCAAGGAGUUGAUAUGAAUGGCCUACCAUCUGGCAACACAGGAACCGGCACAGUUCAAAUUCAGGUUUUGGACAUAAAUGACAACGUCCCCACUCUUGAGAAAGACGCGUAUUCAGGCAGUGUGGAUGAGGGUGUGGUUGAUGUGGUCGUCAUGAGAAUAAAAGCGCUUGACAAAGAUCUGGAAUUCACUGAUAAUUGGCUGGCGGUUUUCGAUAUUCAAAAAGGAAAUGAAGACAAUAUUUUCACUAUUGAAACAGACCCUAAAACGAAUGAAGGGAUUCUCAAACUUGUCAAGCCUGUUGAUUUCGAAAAGAUGAAAGAAUUGGACCUCAAUUUAGUUAUUUCUAAUGUAGCUCCUUUUAUAAACGGAAGUGCUUUGGAGCUCGAUGUUAAUCUGGACAAAGAUGGAGUGGGGGCUGGAGCAGGCACAGGGAUUGGAGCUGGGUUGGGUUUAGGAGUAGGAGCAGGUGUAGGUGUAGGGCUGGGGUUAGGUGUAGGGGCUGGAGUAGAUGCUGGACUGGAUCUGGGUGCUGGACUGGAUCUGGGUGCUGGACUGGAUCUGGGUGCUGGACUGGAUCUGGGUGCUGGAGUGGAUCUGGGUGCUGGAGUGGAUCUGGGUGCUGGAGCGGAUCUGGGUGCUGGAGUAGAUGCAGGUGGUGGUAUCGGGAUUAAACCUGAUACUGGGCUCAAACCUGGAAUUAAGCCUGGAACCAAGCCUGGUGUCCAGCCAGGCGUUAAACCUGGGUCAAAACCUGGCUCCAAACCUGAAUCGGGUGGGAAAGGUUAUCCAGUUAAGAUUGCGGUCAACAACGUACCCGAUGGCCCUGUCUUCUCACCUUCUGUGAAAGACUUCCCUGUGUCAGAGGAUCCAGAAAAUAAUGAUAUUCCAAAAGUGCUGGGAACAUAUGCUGCUUUGGAUGGUGACACAGGAGAGCCAGCUGACAAUGUAAGGUAUGCUAAAGGCCAUGAUCCGGAUAACUGGAUAACUGUCGAUGAGGCAACAGCUGAGAUUAAACUGACAAAAAUUCCUGAUCGAGAGUCCAAGUUAUUGGUCAAUGGAACAUAUCUUGCAAAAAUUCUCUGCAUGACUCAAGAUGUGCCACCUAAAACCGCUACUGGGACAAUAGCUUUAAAGGUGGAGGACACAAAUGAUCACUGUCCUACAUUGACCAGCACCUAUGAGCAAGUUUGUGAUAAUAAUAAAGUGGUGAAUGUGACUGCUUUCGAUGAGGAUGUUUAUCCCAAUGCUGCACCUUACGAGUUUGUUCUAAUAGAAGAAGAGACUGUGGGGAAGUGGGAGAUGGUGCCUAUAAAUGAGACAUCAGUGAGAUUUCACACAAGCGAGUCUCUGUGGCCAGGCAUCUAUACAUUGACAGUUAAGAUCUCUGAUGUUAAGGGUCUUGCCUGUGAAGACAUCCAAAAGUUUGAGGUAGAAGUGUGCAGCUGUGAGAAAACAGGCUCCUGUGCACCAAGAUCAGCUUUACAGCAUGGAUCUUCAGUCAGAAUAGGAGCACCAGCAAUUGGAUUGUUCCUAAUUGGUGCAUGUUUACUCCUACUGGUUCCUUUGCUCGUGAUCUUCUGCCAGUGUGGGUCAAGUGAAUUUGCAGAAUUUGCAGAAUUGCCCUUUGAAGCUAAAGAAUAUCUCAUCGUAUAUCACACUGAAGGCAAGGGAGAAGACAAGGAGGUUCCACUUCUCAGCAGUCCUGUAGCUAAAGCAGAUCCAAACCGAUUGCUUCAAGAUAUGAAGAAAUUCCCCAAAGUAGGCUCCAUGCCCGUUUAUGCAAGUUUCGCUUAUGACAGUCAAACAUUCCACCAGGAAAUCAAUGGAGGGUUUACAGAAAUUGAUAGCAGAUUUCCGUAUCGCCAAAACACCGUCGCCAGUCAACGCAACAGUGGUAUCUACUCAACAUUAAUCACACAUGAACAACAUGACAUUUAUGAGGAUAUGGCAGUGGGAGAUGAUUUCCUGUGUGAAUACUUUUCUCAGAAAGCAAGAUGUGUUGCAGAGAACCUUCAUCUGAAGGAAGAUCCUCACAUGUAUGAGUAUGAGGGCAAAGGCUCACUUGCCGGCUCUACUGGUCAUUUAAGCCUUUCUGAUUCUGAUGAUGACCUGGAGUUCCUCAACGACCUGAAUUCAAAGUUCCUAACACUAGCAGAGAUAUGUAUUCCUCCAAAGCCAUCUGUACCUCCCCCUAAAAUUGAGCAAGUGGUCAAAUCUGUACAAAGCAGCCACACAAGCCAGAGCUCUGUUUCCAGUAGCGCUCUCCAAGUAACCAAAUCUUCAGAACAGGUACAACAAACCUCUAUUACCAAGGUUGAGGAGACAGUCAACAAAUCAGCCACACUUCCAAUGGCCACAACAAGUCAGACUGUUCUGGUGCAACAACAGCCUCUAUACUACAUAGUGGAGCAGCAAAUACCAAACACCUUCCUCAUUGCCGAGAAUCCAACGCAGGGCAUGUAUGUAAUAAAUGGGAACGCCGGCGCAGAAGGUUUGAUACUUCAAGGACCAAACAUUUCACAGGCAACUCUGAGUAGAGGACAGCAGGCAAUGUAUUUGAUAGAUGGAGCUCAUAGUCAGAUGCAAACAGAUUUGCAGGGACAGGAAACAGUGUUAGGAUUUAGCCCUGUCUCACCUCCCGAAGGUGCAGCUGAAGGUAUAAUGCUAAUGCAGAGCCAGAUCAGCACAGGGACACCAAUGCAAGGACAGGUGGGAGGGACGCCAUUGUUGUUUUCUGAUCUUACAGGAACUCUCAAAAAACAGGAGAAGAUGCUAUCUGAACCGUUGGUUAAUGUAGAGAAAGCUGAACCCAAAGUACAAGAAACCGUAUUAAAGAAUCCAGGUAGACAGGGUAAAAACAGGGUGCAAAACUAAACUUUUGGGUCACUACAUGCUAUAAUUCUUUUAUCUUUGUGACCCCUUCUGUGAAAUGCAGGCUAAAGUCAUAAUCUUAUUUUAAGAUUUGGAUCAUCAAGAGUCUGAUUUUAAUCUUUGACAUGAUCUCAGUCAAUAUUAAAGAUAUCAACGUUACCUUGUAAAAUAAGUACGAAUUGCCAUGAGAUAGUGUUGGAUAUUUCUGUAGGUAGCAUAAAAAGGUCAUGGGUUCGAUCCAAAAAAGGCACAUACUGAUAAAACAUGUAUUCCUUAAAUGCAUUAUAAGUCGCUUUGGAUAAAAGUUUCUGUCAAAUGCAUAUACUGUAGUAAAUGUAAAUACACUGCCAGUAAAGAAGUACAAACAGUAAAAAAAAAUUCCUACGGUUGCGUUUUGUACCUUAUGCUAACCAUAAUACAAUUCUGGGCCCGGUUCCCCGAUAACGCUCACUCUUAGCGUGCUAAGAAGACUCAAAAAGAUAUAUCUUACCAAAGUUGUUUAUGUUCCUAAGUGUGUUCCCCGAAGCGUCCCUUAGGAAGCUUCUUAACACGCUGCCUCUAAAUUCGACGUAACAAUGGCGCUGUCUCAAGUGAAGGUGCUGAAUUAUUUGCGAUCGAUCGGUCAGGGAACGAUUUUGCACUUUACGCGAAGGUGCAUUGCGGCAUUAAGAAAGACAACACGUUCUGUACAAAUGGAACAUUACUUAAAUUAUUCCAGUAACAUUUAUUUUAACAUAGUUUAAGGUAUCCGUAAAAUAUAGACUAUUAAUUAAAUUAUCAAAUUGUCAGUAAUACGGGUAGACGAACCCGGUAUCCCUCGCUAAUCAUCCACCCUCCUUAUCCCGUUCUGCCACUUGUGCCGCGUCUUGACAUGGGUUUAACCACUUCUAAAAUUUAUGUAAUACACUUUUAUACUAAUGUUAAGGUACUUUAAAAUCAGAAUUGAUUGGCAAGCAGCUGCAGUUACUUCUGUUUAAUGCGGUAUUGCUUGCCAUUGGUUAAUGUUUUCAAUAAAAAGCAAUCUAUCUACAAUGAACAGAGAGAGAUAGUUACAGUAGAUACAGAAUAUGUUCUGAGAAGGUCCAUCAGCUCCAUAAUGAGUUGUCUUGGGAGGCAAAAUUUUUCUAAUAUAGCCACGUCAGGCAAUAUGUCAAAAGGGUUUAAAGGACAAGUUCGGUAUUUUACACUUAAAGCCCUGUUUUCAGAUUGUUUAUGAUGAAAUAGAACGGUUUUG